AGUGACGUACGCUCGCGCAUGCGCGGUACAAAGCGGAUGGCACCAGGCUGCAUCCAUUGCUCUGAGUGCACCGGCGGUAAACAGUCAAGCCAACAUGGCAGCUUCCGUGAGGAGAGCAGCGCACGACAUCGAAACGCGAAGGCGGACCGAUGAUGUUCUUCUAUCGGAGGGGAUCGACUUCUGCUCCCUGCUGCUGUCUCAGCCCGUGCUGGAAGGACUGUCCGCCGCAGGCUUCCAGAAACCCUCACCGAUUCAGCUCAAGGCCAUCCCGCUGGGACGCUGCGGACUCGGUGGGUUCAUGAAACUGAGUUUGGGCCACUCCAUAUGAUGGACUGAAGGCUUGUGCACAAAGGUGUUUAGUGAGAAGUAGUAUCAUUUACUUCUCAGAUAUGCUGUUGUCAACUUUGGCCGUAGGCUGAAUUCAUUUACUGGUAGAAAAACCUAGGGCUUCAAUGAUGAGUUUUCUGAAGUGGCUAAAAUUAGUUUUGAUGCCCUUUUAUGACACCCUAAAGCAAACAAGACCAUCAGUGACAAGACUGAUCAUUUUUAUAGGGUGAUUAUUUAUGCCUGAAUUUUAGUGGGAGUUGUGGGUGUCACUUAUGUAGCUGAAGAGAGAACUUUGCUUUUACACUUUCCACAUAAAUUCUCAAUAAAUGAUACAUCUGACUGUAAAAAGUCUGCAGGACUAGAUUUUUUAUUAGAAAACAUCACUCAAAUAUGCAGAUGACACAACAAGCUAAGGGUGUUUUGUCAAUAGGUGGCACAGAAAUCUGCACAAACCAACUAAAAGCUCACAGGACCUUUAAAAUCAGUACACCUAAAGAAACUUUAAGUAUUAGUAUUAAUACUAAUACUUUUAGUAUUAGUAUUAAGCAUGGCACCCUAAGGUAACUUCUAACUUUUUACAUCAUAUUUCAAUAAACAGUCACUGGAAACAACAGUAAUUAUGUCAUAGUUGACAAAAGGUAUAUUUUAAGGUGAACAUAUCAGGUAUUCCCCUCUAUUGGUAUAUACAUGUUAAUGGUGUUUUGUUUUUCCAAAAGUGAAAAUACUGUUGCUUCCCAUCAAACUGAAUUGACUGUAGGCCUAAAUUGUGAUCUUGACCAUCCAGAUAAACUGUGCUGUCUGACAUUGCUGGUUUGCUGUUAUAGAUCUGAUCGUACAGGCAAAGUCUGGCACGGGAAAAACAUGCGUCUUCUCUACGAUUGCCCUGGACUCUUUGGUGUUGGAGAAUCUUGCAACUCAGGUGAGCAGUUUGAUAAACAGUAGCAACAGUGGUAUAGUUGUUUUGAGAAUUACCACUGGUCUUGAUUUAAGCAAUAAGAAGUGUCAGAAGUGCAAAUACCAAAUUACAGCGAUUGAUAGAGCAGGGGUACCUCUGGCCUUAUUGAUGAUCUGAUUGCACUCUAAUACAGUGUAAUCCAAUUAUCUAUGAUGUUUGACUGAUUGGAAAUUUCUGCAGGUUCUUGUCUUGGCUCCCACACGAGAGAUAGCAGUUCAGAUCCAUUCUGUUGUGAUGGCUAUCGGCUGCGCCAUGGAGGGUCUGGAGUGCCAUGUUUUCAUCGGGGGCCGACCUGUGAGUCAGGACAAACCUCAUCUAAAGAAAUGCCAUAUUGCUGUGGGCUCACCUGGUAAGAAGCAGCUCCUGUUUGUGUAACUGUCACACUGGCUGUGUUAUUUUUUAACUAUGCUCUUGGUUCUGCUCACAGGUCGUAUUAAACAGCUGAUUGAGCUGGGUAUGUUGUCCACCACCAGCAUCCGACUGUUUGUUCUGGACGAGGCUGACAAGCUUCUGGAGGAGGGCAGCUUCCAGGAACAGAUAAAGUCAGACCUAAGAUCUUUUCCUAACUGAAACUGAGUAUUUUACGAUGCUCCUUGCAAUAUUUAUUUCAUGUAUAGUCAUUUACAGAAUUACAAGAUACUCACCAAUCUCCUCUGCUCCUCUUCCUCAGUUGGAUUUUUUCAUCUUUGCCUGUGAACAAACAGAUGCUUGCCCUCUCCGCCACCUACCCAGAAUCCCUGGCGCAGCACCUUACCCGCUACAUGAGUGAGCCCACUUUUGUCAGGCUCAAUCCUAGUGACAUGGGUCUGAAAGGUAACACUGCAGUCAUGUGCUAUACUCAUAUUUGACCAAAGAAAUCUGAAAACAUUUUAAGUGAAAGGGAUUAUUUUUGUUGUUUGAAAGGCUUUCACUCCUCAUGCAUGUUGUUCUUUUCUGCCCCCUGUCAGGUCUGAAGCAGUACUACAAGCUGGUGCAGUCUCAUCCUCUACCUCACAAAGUGUUUGAGGAGAAGGUACAGCACCUGCUGGAGCUUUUCAGUAAAAUCCCAUUUAACCAGGCCCUGGUGUUCUCCAACCUACACACAAGGUAAAACACAGUUUUAAAGAUAGCUCUCAUCCUCAGAUGUUGGAUUUUGCUUUUGGCACAAUUCUAAAAAGACACUUAAUAUUGAUUUUAUUGGAGAUAGCUUCUUACAUGUUGUUGAUGGUUUGUUCUCACAGGGCUCAGCACCUGGCAGACAUCUUGUCCUCCAAAGGCUUACCUGCUGUUUGUAUCUCAGGUGAGAGGGGCUGCAGAAAAGCAGAGUGAAGUGUGGCUAUUUAUAGAAAAUGUGAUGAGGGUUUCCCAGGCAACAGUUCGGGGUUGGGUUAUUUGUAAUGAGUUGUUUUAAUGUAGAUGCAACAGUUUAUCAAUCAAAUUGAUCUUGAAGGCUUGCUGUGAUUAAGACAAUUUGAACAGAUAUGGUUUUGAUGUAACCCUGUGUGAUGAUCUGCACAGGGGGUCUGAGUCAGGACCAGAGACUGGAGGCAAUGUCCAAACUAAAGCAGUACCAGUGCAGGGUUCUCAUCUCCACAGACCUGGUGAGAAUCACACAUCAUCUGCAUUUUACAUCCGUCCUCAUAUCUCGCAUUCCUCUUUCACGUUUUUGCAUUUCCACUGAGAUCAACUUCUUUUCUUUAAUCUGUCAGACCUCCAGAGGUAUAGAUGCAGACAAAGUAAACUUGGUGAUAAACUUGGAUGUGCCGCAGGACUGGGAGACCUACAUGCACCGAAUUGGUCGAGCUGGUCGCUUUGGUAAGUCUUAAGAACUGUUAUUGGCUGUCUGUCAAACAAACUACGAUAACCACACUGCAGUUAGUGUAAGUUUUAUGCUAUUAACAAGCUUUGUAAGACAGAUAAUAGCAAUUUAGCACUGAGGAGGAACCUGGAAAAUUUGCAUCAUGAUUGCAGGUUUGAUCUUCUAGCUGGUCAACUCUCAAACAGGAAAGCAAAUGAAGUCAUGUUGAGUUAAUUAACUCAAAAUUCGUGAGGUAUUACAAAACACUUUCAAGCUUCUGUAAAGAAUCCGAAAAAGUGAUUGAUUUGACUGUCAAGAUAGCAGGAUGGAGUCUUUUGUUUAUACCUCAAAUUCAACAAAGAUUAGAAGCACUACUUUGUUUACACAAGGAGCAAGAAUCAUCAAACUGAAAAUUCCUCACAGUAGCUUUAAGAUUCAACUCCUAACCAAUGUUAAUAUUUAGUGCUAAAGCCCAUGCAAAAGAGUUUCCCUCCUGAUGGUACAAUGUUUGUAUGAUAAGUAUAAAAUCUUGGUUUCAUCACUUAACAAUGCUCUGAGUAAGGCUUUGAUUUUCUUAAGUGCUGAGCCUCUCCUCAACUGCAUUACACACCAUUAGUGUGUAGAUUAGUCUGAGCCUCAGGAGUAUAAGGAGGUCUGACCUGCCUAGAGGGUCAAUAGGUUCCUAAUCGUCUGCAUUUAAUUACAACUCCCUGGAUCUCGUGAAGUAUCUCGGAAAUAGAAUGUAAUUCAUCAAAGCUUUGCCUCACGCUCUCUUUUUGACACACACGGCAAUCAAUCUCCUCGUGUCUCCGUGCGUCACUGUAAUGUGUUCUCAUCAGGAUUACUUCUCGUUACAGGCACUCAGGGGCUCGCUGUGACCUACUGCUGCCACGGCGAGGAGGAGAACAAGAUGAUGGCCAUCGCUCAGAAGUGUGGCCUGAGUUUGUCUAUGUUGCCAUGUGAGUAGGAGAAGUAAAAAUUGAUGAUGUGACUGUUUCCCAAAAGUGAAACCUAAAUAUCGAGUGAUCCCUCCUUUGACUGGCUGUAAUUUGAGACAUGGGUCAUACCUCAAUACACGUUUUCUGAAUUAGUCACCUACGCUAGUUCUUUCAUUACUGAUUUUCUAGAUUCUAAUUUUUCUAAAGAGUUUUGUCUUAAGGUCCUUACACACCGGGGCCGACGGGAAUAUAGAACGCGAAACUACGACCAGUACCAGAUAAGCACAUUAAACUAUAAUCCAUAAAUGUAAGGUAACAACCGAGACCUAAUGGUGCUGUGACAGCAAUACAUAUGGUAUGUAUCUCAACAGGUUAGCUUACAAGCUAAAGUUACUUAGCACAGAUGAAAGUUUAAACAGAGACGUUUAGCAAACUGUUAAAGCACACAAACUAUCGUCAUAUGAGAAAUUCGAUGCUAUGACUCUCCACAAGUUGUCCUUCAGGUCGUUAUCUUUGUAAUGUUUGUGUUUUUUUAUCAGAAAGCACUCUGUUCUCCGACAUGUAAACAAUCAGCCUGUCUGCCAUGUUGGAUAUACCGGUGAAUCUGACGUCACAACAACACAAAAUCUGAUUGGUUAGAAGUGGACACACCACAUGCGAAACUUUAGAAAAUUCGACCGUGAUAGGAAAAAUGAAUGCCGCAAUAUCGCAGGACAGGAAAACGUCGCUGAUGUGAACGCUUGUAUUGACAGGAUACGGGUUCGAAAAAAAAUAUUGACUCCGAUAGAAUCGCAUGAAAAGAACGCUCCUGGUGUGUAAGGACCUUUAGUUGUUAAUUUGAUGCUAUAAAAGGGUAUGUGUUAUGAUUGACAGCUCAGAGAGGCUCCUCCUGUGUUAUCUGCUUUGGAUUAUUAUCAUAAAAAACAGAAUUUUAACACCAACAUGAGCAGUGGACAGCAGCUGUUUUUGCUUUUGACUUGGUGAUCUCUGUCAGAGGUUAUUUAGGCUUCACUUUAUAUCAGAGGUUAAAUCUUUUUAUAUUGCCAUAGGUAGGAUGCAGGGGGUCUCUCUAAAGCCUUCACAAAUAUUAUCAUAUUCUUCCUUGUAGCCACCUUGGAGCCCAGUUUGAUGGAUGAGCCUUGUGACUGGGACGUCUGCACAGAGGCUUCCACUCCAGGCCAGUUAUCUCAGCUGUCCUCCAGGACAGAGAGGAAGAAGCGAGCCAAAUCGCUCACAAACCGAGAACAAGAGUGCAGCAGUCCAAGAAAAACAGAAAAGACAGACUCUGCACCCAGGCUGGAGGCACACAUUGAAGAAUAUCCCAGGGAAGUGCCUGCUGUGCGGACACAAAAAGAACUGCAAGAAGCUCUGCCAAAGAUCCCUUCCCUCAGCUCAUUCAAGACCUGCAGGUUAGGGUUCAUGACCUUCGAAGAGGCCGAGCGGGACUUCCAGAGUUUCAUCACCACAGGGCUGGGGAGAUCAGUGGAGAUCAUCAGGGAGUUCAGAGGUCAUGAGGAUGACGGCACUGAGGAUCAGAGCAGGCACAGAGAGUCUGUCAUACUCCACGAUGACGAAACUCAAAGUUUAAAGCUAAAGAGGAAGAAGAUCAAAUCUGAAUUUUCACAUCCUAAAUCAGCUUCUGGUUCAUCAAUCUCACGGUCAGAUGCUGAGAGUACAAAAACAGAGGAGAGUGUUCAACCUCAAGUUAAAAUCACCAAACCAAAAGUAGAGUCCACAAAAAAAGAAAUAGAAAUCCACAAUCAGACAACCUGUGCGACUAACAGGCAGGCUUUUUCACACCCCUUUGAGAACGAGAAACAUGGAUCAGCUGUUAAAACCAGCCGGCGACCAAAUCAGACGACUCCACCCAAAACAAGCGCGAACAAACCAAAGAAGAUGGAGAAAAGGAGCAAACAUGUAUCUGAUGAUUUGAACAGAGAGCAGAGGAAGGGAGGAGAUGAAGAGGAGCAACAUGGAGAUGAAGACGAAGAGGAGGUGUUGGAUGCAGAAAACUACUGGAGAAGCUGCUACAGAGCGUGGAACGACUACUACUCCUCCAUGUCUGCUUUCCAAGAGGGAGGUUACCAAAGCUACUACAGCAUGGCCCACAACUGGAUGGCAGCCUAUCGCAUGAAUGCUGUUUACAUGGAAGAACUGAUGAAACACUGACUUUUCUGGACUUUGUAUUUAUAAUCACGAAGUCUAUUUUUUUUCCCAGUAAAGAUUGAGUACUCCUGGGUUUAUACACUGCACUUAAACGAUGUAUUUCUUUUGCUUUGUUUCUAAUAAAUUAAUUGAACGGAGCAUGUAUUGAAGC
This is a messenger RNA of Xyrichtys novacula (pearly razorfish), 6314 nucleotides long. Lineage: Eukaryota; Metazoa; Chordata; Actinopteri; Labriformes; Labridae. The record is from the annotation of a GenBank genome assembly.